UUUGUGUUUCUUUGCAGCUGGUUUUUGCUGCUUCUUUAUACACACAGAGGUGCUUGGGAGCUGCUGCCUCCAUAAAUGGGGGAGGAACAAGCCUGGAGAAAAGAGCUGCCUAGAAAAGAGUAGCCUAGCCCUCCGUUCAGAGGCAGCAGGUAGUCUUGGCUCAGCAUCGGUCUGAUCGGGUGGGAUUCCUGCAUUAAACACACAAGCAAACAGGACACCGUGCAUAGAAGUAGAGCUCAGUGUCAGAGAAGGGAGGAAGGCUAAUGUUGCUUCUUAUCCUACGGCAGAAAAGAAUAGGGCUGCUGGCACUGGCGUCUAGUUCCUUACUCUCAUGCUUGGGUAUAAAUGAUUUUGUUCUGACCCAUCCUUUUGUAGAUAGGGGGGAGGCAAAAUACAGCCCAUGGGAUGUGGCCUGCCAAAGGAUUUUAUCUGGGCUUCAGAGGGUCCCUCAGCCCGGGCCGUGGUGCGUGAGGCCACUACCACCACCCCCGGGUGCACGGUGGGGCUGGGGUGGCGCGGCAGCUGGAGCUUCCUGGCAGCCUUGCUGGUGGCAGCUCCCUCUGGCUGUCACUACCAGUGUCCCCACCGCCGCCGGACCUGGCUCUGCUGCCCAGGCACCCUGGCCUGGGGGUGCCAGAUGGAGCGGGUUGGUAGGUGGGCUCUUCGUGGAGACUGGUCUGGGACCCCUGCGGGCGAAUGAGAUGGGGCUGUGCGUAGGUGGGGAGUAGCUCCUGGGAGCAGGAUGGGCAGGCAGAGACAGAGCCGGGAUCGUGGGGCAGUGACAGCAGAGGAACCACGAUGCGGGGAGUGUGUCCCCACCCACCCAUGGCCCCAUCCCAUGCCCGCAGGAGUCCUGGGCUGGUCUCUAUGUGAAGACCCCACCUGGCCACCCGCUCUGUCUGGUGCCUCUGGGAGUGGAUGGGAUCUGGGGUGGAUAGGAUCAAUUGCCCCCCUGGUUUGCACCACUCCCUAGGCUGCACCUGGCCAGGUCAGCACACCACCCCGCCACAGCUCACCAAAACUCCCUAAGUGGCCCUCCAGCCCAAAUAAUUGCCCACCUUUGCUGUAGAUCAUGAUGGAUAUUGUUUAAGUGUAAGGGGGUCAGGGCUGGGUCUAUCGCAGCAGCCCUGACAGCUGGGUGUGUGCAUCCGAAAUCUGUUGAAAUGUUGCAGGUUUUUAAUUUAGUACAAGAGAAGGGCUAGGGCAACAGGCAGUUCUGUUUGGGGAAAGCCGGGAUGUGGUGCCUGGCUACUCCCUUAUGGACCAAAACCCUCAACAGGCUAUGGCAUUUUGAUCGAAGUCCUGGCCCUGCCUGAUGUGGGGGUCAAAUCCUGUUCAGCGUGGGAGGAUGAGGCACAUGCAACCCGACUGCCUUCAAAGCGCAGUGAUGGGUAUAGUGGGGGUCCCUCCCAAGGACCCAACAUUGGUUAAGCUGCCACAUCUUAACUUACCUUGGCUAGAUCGAAAUGACCGGGGCGAUUGCACUAUUAGAUAUAGAGCUUAAUUUUGGGAUGGGGAGUGACUAGCUCAGAGCAAGCUUGUUGGUUCUGGAUGUUGGAAGUGGUUUCCAGGAAGAGUAUUCAGAUUGGUGCAGGGUGAGAUGGUGCAAGGGUAUGGCUAGGAGCCUAGGACCUUGGCCGCAGCGAGGAAAGGCACAUGGAUAUUUGCUUUGUUGAGGAGAGGGACGGUGAGCUAAUAGAAGGAACUUAGAAACAUGGCCAAUUUUACUUAGUUUUAGUAAAAACACAAUCCGGUGUUUGGAAGAGAGCUCAUUAAGACUUAUGUUCAAAAUGGUUUAACAAUUAAAAAAAAAAAAAUGUCUUCAUUUUUUUCUUUUAGAUGUGGACCCAAACAUUUGAAGAGGUUUUUAUUAUUUAAUUUCUCGCUGGGAAGAGGUGGUAUUGUGGGUACACACGCUCAUCAGACCUGGUGUUUGCCAACUCAAUAGAUGGUUGGUGAUCUUCCAUUUUACUAAUGCAUUAAAAUGCAGGGCAAGUGCGUUUGUGGUUGUUUUGUCUGACCCCGGCUCCUUUUUCACCUCUUAGCACGUGUCAUGCAUUGCUUCUUACAUCCAGUGCAAGAGAAUUGUUCGCAUUUGGGCUCUGACCACGUGUCCCUCUUCAGAUGCUGUUACUAAGCGUGUGUUGCUGGUUAUGUUUCAGCGAUGUCUUGGCGCUGCCGAUCUUCAAGCAGGAGGAACCUCAGUUGUCUCCCGAGAAUGAAACCAAAGUGCCUCCAUUUCAGUAUGUUCUUUGUACAGCUACAUCCCCUGCCGUGAAGAUGCACGAAGAAACCUUGACCUACCUCAAUCAAGGUCAGUCUUAUGAAAUCCGUCUACUUGAGAAUAGGAAAGUGGGAGAGUUUCAAGAUUUAAACACAAAAUAUGUAAAGAGCAUCAUUCGUGUGGUUUUCCACGACCGGCGCCUGCAGUACACGGAGCACCAGCAGCUGGAAGGAUGGCGAUGGAGUCGUCCGGGGGACCGCAUCCUUGACAUAGAUAUCCCCCUGUCAGUUGGCAUCUUGGAUCCCAGAGCCAGCCCAACCCAGCUGAACACUGUUGAAUUUCUGUGGGAUCCAUCAAAGAGGGCGUCGGCAUUCAUCCAGGUACAUUGUAUCAGCACAGAGUUCACGCCACGGAAACAUGGCGGGGAGAAAGGAGUGCCCUUCCGGGUACAAAUUGACACCUUUAAGCAGAACGAGAACGACGAAUAUACAGAGCACUUGCAUUCGGCAAGCUGUCAGAUCAAAGUGUUCAAGCCUAAAGGGGCUGACAGGAAACAGAAGACCGACAGAGAGAAAAUGGAGAAGAAGACAGCACAGGAGAAGGAGAAAUAUCAGCCUUCUUAUGAAACCACCAUUCUCACGGAGUGCUCUCCAUGGCCAGACGUGCCUUAUCAAAUGAACAACGCUCCAUCUCCGAGUUACAACAGUUCUCCAAACAGCUUCAGCCUUGGAGAUGGCAACAGUUCUCCAACCCACCAAGUGGAGUUCCUGCCUCCCAGCAAUGACCAUCUCCUUCCCUCUGCUUCUAUUCAAGAUGCCCAGCAGUGGCUUCAUCGUAAUAGGUUCUCUCCAUUCUGUAGACUCUUCUCCAGCUUUUCGGGUGCUGACUUACUAAAGAUGUCCAAAGAAGACUUUGUUCAGAUCUGUGGCCCUGCUGAUGGAAUUCGGCUUUUUAAUGCAAUCAAAGGAAGGAAUGUAAGGCCUAAGAUGACAAUUUAUGUCUGUCAGGAACCGGAGCAGAACAGGUCUCAUCACAAACGGGAGAAUGGGGACAGUAAUCUGUGCGUGUAUCAUGCAAUCUUCUUAGAAGAGUUGACAACCCUGGAGUUAAUGGAGAAGAUUGCAAACCUGUACAGCAUUUCUACACAGCAGAUCAACCGGAUCUAUCGGCAGGGACCAACAGGGAUCCAUGUGUUAGUGAGCAAUGAGAUGGUACAAAACUUCCAAGAUGAAUCUUGUUUUGUUAUCACCACGUUGAAAGCUGAAAGCAACGAUGGCUACCACAUCAUUUUAAAAUGACCACUUGGCCUAGUGGGACUUUUCACAGCCUAAUAACGACAGUGCCUCACUGAGGAUUACUACCACCCAGACUGGAAACAUGAAGACCCUUUUGGAUAUAGUGCUCCCGUGAACUGAAACAAUACCAGAUGUCCUUGAGGAAGAACUAACCUUAUAGCCCAAUAGCUUUCUUAGGUUGGAGAUGAGCAUCUCCCAGAGUCUGUACAUAUUAUUUUUUCCCAUCACCCUACCCUUCAGACCCUAGAGUCAUUGAGGUCUCUAGUAAUUGCACAGAAACACCUAUCAUAUUCUAAAGGGAAAUGCAAAACAAUUGUCCAGCCCCUUCAUGGUUGGGUAUGGGUAGAUUGAUCUGUUAUAGUUUCUGAUGCCAUAUGAAACCAUCUAUGACACAACCAUAAUCUUGCUGGGCCAUAUCUGUCAUUCGCUGGGCUCCUCACAGAAGGUAGCGGUGACUACUGCUUUCUUUUACUAGAAGAGGUGACAGUGCUAGUGCCCCUCUUUGCAUAAUAACCUAGUGCUUGGAGUACUUCUCCAGGAUGUCAUGGUCCUGAGGUUUAAUUCCCUUCUCAGCCUUGGAGGUUUGUACUCCUAUCUUUCAUCUCCUAGGAGGGUGCCUUAGUCACCUUGGUACAGAGUCAGGGUACAUCCAUCUUUUUUACCCUUCUACUGAAACUGUGUCACGGUCCAGGAGAGUACCCGAAACUCACUGGGCUAGACAGCAUGCAUGACUGGUGAGAUAUUGGUGACUGGGGUACUCAGCGGAGGAGGAGGAGAUAGAGUUCAGGUCCCUGUUACCAAGGUUGCUUGUCUUGCACUCAACAGACCUGGAGUUAAAUCCACUCCCCUGAGCUUGGGGAGAUGUAGGUCCUAGUAUCUCAGGCAGAGAACGGAGUUGGACAAGGGUUGGUCACCAUGAAGUUAUUAUGCAAGAGGGACCAUUGGUACGACUGCCAUCACCUCCUCAGCCUUUUGAAAGGAAGGGAGCAAGCGCCUGCUGUCAGGGGCAGACUCCAGGUUGUGGAUCCGCAGUGGACAGAGAUGACUAGCAUCAGCACUAAGGCACUGGGGAGAGGGAAUCUGGUUUUAAGACCAACCCACGUCUUCAGCCUUUCCUGUUGGCUUGCACACGGUAGCUGGACACUGUAGUGGGCUGACACUAGGUGCCGACCAGUCGGUCGCGGCUGUUUGUGAUUCUUGCAUUUCUCCUCCAUCUUUCCCAUCCAGAAAAAAAUCCCGUAUAUUCUGAAUGAAUGGCUUAUCCUCUUACCUUCCCAUUCAUUUUGCCAACCAAGCAGGUUCUGGGCUAAUCCACUCCUUUUCUUGGUACCCUGCCAAAGUCUCCCCAGGCCCCUUCCCUCCCUGCUUGCUCAUUCAAUGGUGAAAUGUGCUUUCAAAAUAUUUUUGUAACUUUUUGUAGCUCUAUCCCAUUGUUACCCCACGAGGUGAAAGGGGAUUAUUCAUCAUUCGAGUGCGCUGUCAGCAACACUCCAUUCAGAAGAACUUUGCACAAAGAGAAAAUGCAUGCAUUACAAUGACUUUAGGGAUUCAAAUGAGGGGGAAAAAUCAGCUGGAUGGGAAACAGUUCAGCUGUUUCAACCACUUGAUACGUCCAGCUUUAGAAUAGCCUCUGUUGAAUAACUUUCAUUUUGAGGGCUUAUUUUUAAGACUGUAGACCCUUUUUAUCGCUAUAGAUUUAAUUCUGUUUGACAAAGCUUAUGUUAACUGGCACUUGCUGUAACUGGGAAUUAGAUUUUUGGCUGUAUCUUUUUAUUUUUCGAAGCUGUCCGCAAUAGCAAAUGCAAUUCAUUUAUUUGAAUCCAGGCUCAGGUAAACCAGCGCUUUGGGUACUGCUUCUUGCAUACAGCUGCUAUUUAUUUUAUUCUUGCUUCUUGUUCAAAAACUCAUGGUUAUCGUUGGCCUCUCUGGGCCCUUCUUGUAGUGUCCGCUGGACAUCCCCAUUUCUACGCCGCAUGACCUUUAUACUUUGGAUUUUGUUUUCGCCCUGAAGUGGGCUUAAAAGUUGAAAUGUCAAAUUUUUUUCAUGGAAAGAAAAGCUUGAUUAUAGGCCAGGCCAGGCCAGGAGUGCCGAAACCAAGUGUUUGGCUGUUUCCAACCUGAAAUGCUCAAUUGGAUGUUAAAGGAUGUGAGCUCGAGCCAGCAUGGAGGAUGGAUCAGAGUUGUCAUUUGCAUGCCUCCAUGCUCCCUUUUUAAUUAUGGGCUGAAUUCCCAUGAUGCACUGCAGUCAGAGGGAUAGCCCAGAGUGCCGAGUCAAAGGCCAGGUAGCUUGGAAAUCUCGACUGCAAUGUUCACGAGCUGCUAAAGCUCCAGAAUGAUAAAAUUCGGAUCCUGCAAAGACUUACGACUUGGCUUAACGCUUAUAAUCAACUUGUGUCGUGUGAGGUGAGCCGUUUCGGUUCAACACCUCUGCCCCUCCUCGCAGGGUCAGGGUUUGCAUCGGAAAGGAUACUACUUCCGGUAGGGAUUUAGGCACCUCUCCAGUUAUGAAUGCUGCCUCGCUACGGUCUAAGAUGUUUAAAUACAUAAAUAACAAUCUUAAGGGUCUGACUUGAACUAAGUCAUUAAGAGGAAGGAUUUGCUGUUCUGCCCAUCAUACUUUGGAUGCAGGCGCUGUAUGUGCUGUGUUGGGUUUGUGUCCUCGAUAGUGGUAUACAACUUCCACUCGUUCCUGGGGAAACCCGGUACCGUUUUGGUUGUAAUCUAAGCUGAGUUUGAAAUGGGGCCUCGAAUCUUUUUUUUUUUUUCCUCCCCUCUUUCUCUCAAAUUCGGUGGCCGUUUGAUACAAAGUUUUGCACUAGGAUAAUUUCCGUACCGUUUCAUUUUUUCACGUAGCUUUCAUUUAGUUUCAUUUCGUAGGUGGUUGAUAGGAAGUCACUGGCAUUCUGGGAUCCUGACUGCAUUUUUUCUUUUUGCAGUCCUACUUUAUAUUGUUGACCCAUCUCUCUUAAGACCCUUCUCCUUUUAUACCACACUUGAUUAAACAGAUCUGAUACAACAAGCGUGGUUUUUAAAUGUUCAUUGGACAGGUCCAAUUUUGAGUCUGAAAUGCUAUCGUGCAACAUGCUAUCUCUGAAAUGCUGCGACUGCAGCCAUCCCACAGUUGGAGUAAAGCAUUGUGAACAAUCAUUCUGAAUUUUCUGGGAAACAUCAUUCAUAAUCACACUUUAGCAUGCACCAAACUGUAUUUGCCCCAGACUGUUUCAUUUACCCUUGGUUAUUUUAGCAACCGAUUUUUGUUUGCAAGGAAGUACAUGAGACUGGUACCAAAAUACUGGCCUACAUGGAUUUUGUAACAAGACAGCGAUCUCUACCAGAAGUGUCUGGGGUUUGUUUUUUCCUUUUAAAUUAGAAUAUUUAUGCUACCUCUCUUCCUAGUUUGAAUUCCUUUAUAGAGGUAAAAAGCUGCCUUUGGUGUCAGGACGUUUUGCUCCCCUUCCCAUAUUGGAACAGGAUAUACCAGUACGAGCCCUCUUGUACCAGCCGUAGCAGAUUUGAAUUGUUUAACUCUUGAUUUAGCUAAAGCCACAUGACUCUUGAGUAUAGCCAAUUACUCCCUAAUUAUUCCCAAUUAAGCCCUAACUUAAUUGUUAAAGGAAUAACUGAGAUUCGUUGAGACUUGUCACGGCUCAGUGAGAUACUGCAGUUAAGGAAUCGGUGCAUUUGUACAAGUCUUUAUACAAUGUCUUGCAGCUAGCGUGGGGCAUUUUAAGACUAUCCUCCUGACUCCAGGGCUACUGCAGGUUGUCACACCUUUGCGUGACUUUGCAAAACCUGCACACUUCAAUGAUUAACACGCAGCAUGUUCUCAUGUGAGCCUGCACCUACUAACUAUUUUCUGCUAUACUGUUCCCAGACUGCACUGUAUGGAUGUGUAGGCCUUAAAUUCAUCCCAAGAAACACUACUCUGCAUAAAGACAGUGGCCCAAACCAAUGACCUAAGGUUAAAUGCAGGAUCCUGACAUGGGCCAAGAAAAAAGGUGCGUUUACCUAUACAAAGACAGAUUUCUUGGCUUUUUUUAUGUAUUGUAAAUAUGCAAAGGGGGUAAUCCUCCCACUAUGGUCCAAUUACUCUGAUCUUUUUGGAAUGGGUAAAAGUGCCUAAAAUCUUGUUUGUCCUCAGUUCUCUCUUAUUCUUUUUUUUUUUUCCAGUUUUUUUUUUUUUUUUUUUAACAUAACCAAAUCUCCAGUUCACUGUCAGGGGAAAUGAUUUUGCCUCUCUUCUCUUAAAUCUAGAGCUUAUAGAUGGCAUCCUGAACUUCUCUAGUACUUUGUCCCAGUACAAUCUGUGAUUCCUCUGCAUGUGAAAGGGGAGGGAAUCAAAACUACGAAUGAAAGCCAUGCAACACACUACAUGAUUUAUGAAAUCAUUUUGCAUAUUUAUCACGGAUCUGGUUUUGGGUAUGGGCUUCCGCUUUUGUAUCACACUCACUAUAACAUGAUACAAAAGCAGAAGCCCAUACCAAAACCAGAUCCAUGAUAAAUAUUCAAAAUGAUUUCAGAAGUCACAUUGUCCCCAGGCUUACAGAAUUAAGUCAGUGGGGACAAAUGCUUCUUUUUCAAGUGGUGAUGGGCAGAGCAUUCAUGAAAGCAUCUCGCUCUAUUCUCUAUGGAAAGUAUAGACAAAACUUCUGGAGGAAAAAGAGGGUAUCUUGAUCUUCUGAUUAUAAACGAGUGCCUUCCUUGUAAGAUGGUGCAGUGCCGGCAGUAUAGAAGUGAACUCCCCCGGUACCCACCUCUUGCUGUGUUAACUGGCCAGGACUUCAAUAGGUUGAUUUGCCCCUGGGGUAGGCUUUCCAGACCUGAGGGCAUGAAAUCUCAGUGUACACACGUGGAAGGAUUUUUUGCCUGUUGGUUUCUGGAAGGUGUUUGACGCAUGUAUACUAUACCGUAUAUAUAGACAUGUAUAUACGCUGGGUGUUUUGUCCUUUGGGCUUUCACUGGUACUCUGCUGUGUUUCAUUUCCAUUCACAGUCAGGAAUUAGUUGAUCCAGCUUGAAUACCUACCCGGUUCCUUUUGGAGAGAUCUUUCCAAGUGCAUUAUAUACUUGCCAUAGCUUGAAACGUGGUACACUUGAAACAGUUAGUGUACCUUUGAUGCCUUUCUUAAGAUACAAGCCCCGUGCCUUGCUAAAGACAAUCCACGUUUUUGACACUAUUGCUGUAGUUCUACAUUGCAGCUUUGGGAUGAUUUCGUUAAACGCAAUUAAAACCAUUACAUCGGGCAAUGUUUCAUAAACACGAGCUAUUUCCUAAAUGAAAUAGCCAUGUCGCAGCGAUGCUAGGCUGGUUGUAUUGCUUUGCUGUUUGGCUGCAAUUCUAGCAAUCCUGCGGAGGAUGACUGUGCUGGAGUGCUGAUUAUUAUUUGACUGUGCUUUCGAAGAAACAUUUGUGCUCCUAUUUUCUUUCCCCUCCGGCUUAUGAAAUGGUUAGCUUUCUGCUUCAUCUGCUAAUUCUUUUUUGAUAUAUUUUUUUUUUUCUUUGCAAAAAUCAUGGUCUGAUCUCACUCAGAGUAGUGCACAGUCUGCUGGGAUUGACAUCUUUUUAAUUUGGGUGAAUACCAGGCGACUGACUGGAUGUAUAGUUGAAUAUACUUGUCUAGGUUUAGAAGUGGGUUAAGUGAAUACCUUACUUUCUGUGCCUUUCAGAUUCAUAACUUCUUUUUUUUUAUAAUUCUCUAAGAUUUGUUCAGUCUCUCCAUGAGCUUUUUUUUUCCGUUGAAAUUUCUUUCUUAAAAGGCUUAUGUUUCUCCAAUAUUUGUUUUAGUUGUACGUCGUUGUUAUCCCAGUUGGGUUGGGGUAGGUGUUUCUGCUAAAGGGUGGUGGGGGUUACCUCUCUUCACUCACAAUGCAGCCAUUGGGGAUAUGGUAGAUGACAUUUGACCAAUUAAGAGUGGUUGGCAAGGGGAGGGGGACGGGCUAGCAGAGGUGGGUGGAGUGAAGGCUGGGGCGUACCAGUUGUAAGUCAUGCUGCCACACUGUUUUGGGAUUAUUUUUUUGUUCGUCAUUUGUUUUGUUUUUGUACGUGAAAUUUAAAAAAAAAAAAAAGCAUAUUUUGCACUGGCUAUUGAACUGUUGUGCAGAAGAAAAGAAAUCUGUCUCUAAAAUCUGUGCUCCAGUCAAAAUGCAAAUAAACUGGUUUGUAAGAAA
Molecule: messenger RNA, 9686 nt
Organism: Alligator sinensis (Chinese alligator)
Lineage: Eukaryota; Metazoa; Chordata; Crocodylia; Alligatoridae
Gene: TFCP2L1
Product: transcription factor CP2 like 1
Exons: 14
Coding region: 2125-3522 (465 amino acids)
Biological process (GO): regulation of transcription by RNA polymerase II
Cellular component (GO): nucleus
Molecular function (GO): DNA-binding transcription activator activity, RNA polymerase II-specific; RNA polymerase II cis-regulatory region sequence-specific DNA binding
Source: RefSeq, a predicted model, not a curated record